UCGCGCACCGAUUUGCCGGAACGCGACACGCGACAUGAUGCGACAGUGAGUAAAACAAAACAGAAACACCAAAUGGAAGCGGAUGCGGAGAAAUUUUUAUCAUUUCGUUGACGUGUUUUUUGUAUGUAUGUUGUUGGUUGACGUUUCGUAAACGUUCCAAUUAUUUCUGAAUUAUUUUUAUUAAAACAAAAUAUGUUAUCAGUGAUAUGGAUUCGUAAAUCUUCAAUUUCAUUUAUUGCAUCGACGUAUCGAUAAUUCGUUGACGUUUUGUUCAAACUUUCAUCCAUCUGCCGCACCAAUUUUGAUGACUUCUUGGAACUUGUUGAUCAAUACUUGAUCCAAAUGUUUAUCUGAAGAUUAUGAAGUAUUGUUGUACGUGAGUCGUGAAUCAUUCGAUUUCGACGUAAUACCUAUUACUGCCUGCGUUCAGUAACCAAGAUGGAUUUCGAAAAGUUCAAGCUGUUGAUGUGGAAAAAUUACCGUUUGCGGCGGUUCCACUGGAUCGUAACUUUGAUUGAAUUCGUUUUACCAAUUCUAAUCGCUUAUAGUAUGGUCGGAAUCACUUCGGAGUUUUCUCCAAAUAACACCGCCGAAGUAAAUGAAACUAUCUAUCCCCCCGAUUCGAAGGAUACGUUCAUUUUGGAAGCCAAACCCGUUCAAUUGUACUAUGCUCCUUCAGUUCCGGUCAUCGAUAAGUUUAUGGACCCGAUAAGAAAGAAUUUUGCAUCUGUGGUGGGAUUAUCAAACGAAGCUGAAUUAGAAAGUACCCUGAAGAAUCAGAGUGGACGCUUUAAAAGUAAUGCUAUUGGAAUCUUCUUCCAAAAUAUCAACUCCAGUGAUUCGUUACCAGAUAAAUUUAGCUACGUAAUGAGAGAUGUAGAUCAAUGGAAUACACGAGUAUUAUAUCCUCCAAUAGAAAUUGCUGGGCCGUAUGCUAGCCAUCCAUAUUUUUACAAAGGUUUCUCUGCUGUUCAAGUUAUAAUAAAUGAUAAUUUUAUUCAAUAUAAAACGAAUCAAAGUGGCUCGCAGGUGGAUUUCGAGUGGUUUCCGUAUCCUAAGUAUACGUCGGAUGAUAAUCCAAGAUCUUGGAUUUCCUUAGGAGUUGGUUUCAUCGUUGUUGUAAUCAUUCUAAUUGUAUCGAUCCCUUUGAUUAGCGAUAUAAUCGAAGAAAAAGACAGCGGUGUCAAGGAGUUGAUGAAAAUAACUGGACUGAACGAGUGGCUGAUGUGGUUCAGUUGGUUUGUACACGCCUUGAUUGUCAGUUUGGUUUCUUUGACGAUAGUAACAAUCAUUUUAACGUAUCCUUUCCAUGGAUCUGGAUCAGAAGCUAUUCAUUUCGUUCAAUUUUCUGUGUUGUGGCUGAUUUUGAUACUUUACUGCGUGGCGAACAUUUCAUUCUGCUUCAUGUUUUCAGCUAUUUUUCAGAAAACUACCAUCGCUUCGUCAAUAUUUACAAUUUGUUUCAUGUUACUGCUUAGUGGAAUCAACUGGAUGUUAACCCAUGCUGCCAACAAUCCAGCGUUAAGAUUGGUAACUCUUACUCCUGUGGGCGCGUUUAUUCUAGGAUUUUCUAGGAUACGUUAUUACGAAAUGAACGGCGUUGAAUUCACUUGGUCAUCUGUCACGGCAUCUGAAAAUGACCGGAAUUCGGUUUCAUUAUUGUUUUGUUUGUUCAUGCUGGUGUUCGAUACCUGUUUGUACUUCUUUUUGGCGUAUUAUUUGACUUCCAUCAAUCCUGGGAAAUUCGGAGCUCGUAAAUCACCUUUCUUCAUUUUUAAGGGUUUAUUUUCACGUUUCUCCAACAAUGACACCCAGCCAUUGCAGAAUUUAGAUGAUAAAGUAGAAAGCGAUUUUAUCGAAUCACCUCCGCCGAACGUAGAAGCUACGAUACAAAUCAAAGAUCUGCAUAAAUACUAUGGACUCGUAUACGCGGCCAGAGGCGUUAAUUUGAAUAUUUACCAAGGUGAAAUGACCGCUCUGUUGGGACAUAAUGGCGCCGGAAAAACAACUACUAUGUCCAUUAUGACAGGAUUAACUUCUCCAAGUGCCGGAUCCAUACACUUCAGAAAUAUGGAUAUAUUCAAAAAUAUGGAGAAAUUUAGACAAAAUUUAGGAAUGUGUCCUCAAGAAAAUCGAACGAUGCCUUACUUAACGGUCCUGGAGCAUUUGGUGUUUUUUGGACAAUUGAAAGGUAUUUCGCGAAAAGCUGCUGUUGCUGAAGCUAAUGAAUAUUUAACCAUGAUGGAAAUGCAGUCGAAGAAAAAUGCCUUGGCUAAAGAACUGUCUGGUGGAAUGAAAAGAAAAUUGUGUUUAUCUAUUGCCUUGAUGGGGAAAGCUGAAGUCCUCAUAUUGGAUGAACCCACUUCUGGAAUGGAUGUACAGUCGAGAAGAAAAUUAUGGGAUUUGCUAUUGGAUAUGCGUGGAAAACGUACCGUUAUUUUCACAACGCAUUAUAUGGAAGAAGCGGAUGCUUUAGGAGAUCGUAUAGCGAUCAUGAAUCAUGGCGUUAUUGUUUGUCACGGAACUCCGAUAUUUUUGAAGAAAGCUUACGGUACUGGCUAUGAACUAACGAUUACCAAAAACGGCGGAGAUACAGCUGGUAUCGACGAUGUGAUUAAAAAUGUAUUGCCUGACGCUAGUAAAGAAUUUGAAUCACCCAUAGAAACCGUAUACAAACUGCCACUAACCGAAACUGGAAAAUUCCCAACGCUGUUCAAAAAUUUGGAAACUGAUAAGUCGCAUUUGGGUAUUAAACAUUUAGGAGUUGCUGCUACUACAAUGGAACACGUAUUUCUAAAAGUGGGCGGUGUUUCUAUUUAUGAUACGAAAUCGAUCAGAAACACUACGGUUACCGACUCCAUUCCCGGAUCAAAUUACCUGCGCUAUGUUAAAAACUCGUCUUUGUAUUUUCAACAAAUUAGAGCCAUAUUCAAGAAAAAAUACUUGUAUACGUCGCGUAAUCUGUUCAGCAUAUUCACCCGAAUUAUUUUACCAACUUUGAUCGGAUUUUUCUUGUUGAGUCUAUUAGAUAGUAUAGAUCUAUCGCCGGAACCACCUUUAGAUUUAUCAAUGUCUACCUAUCCCGGUUCUACAGUUGUAGUGAAGGAUAAUGUUCCCGGCUCUAAUUUUGCUAAAUACAUUCCAGAAUACGUUGCCGAAAAAGGAGGUGUAUUCAUUAAAGCCGACGCUUCUCCAAUCGAAAAAGAUUUACUCCAAUAUGCAGGCAAUAUUUUGAAAUAUAAUAAAGAUUAUAUAUCGGCUUUCGAAGUGAAUUCGUCGAGGAUUAAAAUUUUGAGUAAUCCACCUUUGAUACAUUCAUUUCCAAUAACAAUCACGACGUACUCGAAUGUGUUGCUUCGCAGUAUUACGAAUUCUACCCGCUAUCAAAUUGACACCAUCAAUUAUCCCGUGCAAAAACCACAAACACAAAACGAUGAGCCUGAUAAAAUGUGCGGAAAUUCCGAGUACGAAAUUCCCUUUUAUUUUAUGUGGUUUUUCGCACUGGCGUUUUACACGAUUGAUUUAACGUCUUUCUUCGCUGUAUUCGUGAACAUGGAACGAAUUGACGGAUUUCAACAUAUCCAAACUAUGUCGAAUGUAUCUUCAUUGGUAUAUUGGUUAGGCACUCUGAUGUUUGAUGUUACAUUCUUUUUGUUUGUAACUUUCCUCCGUGUCGGUGUUUUCAAAACUAUGAAUCAUUCGGCUUUCCUUGGUUUGGAUACAUCGUUUGGUGUGUUUGCAUUGAUUAUAAUUCUUUAUGGAAUUUCCGGAUUACUUUUCAUCUACGUUACCGGUUACCUAUCAAGCUCUAAAGAAGGGUCAUACACAUUACUUUUCAUCUUCAACAUGAUAUGUUGCAUAGUGAUAGCGAUAUUUUACGGAGUGGAUAAAUUGAACAUACAGAAUCAGUUGACAUUUUUCUAUAAAAUGUUAUAUUACGUUGUAAAAGGAGUAAUUUUAGUCGUCCCGACGUUGAAUUUUUCGUUAAUGUUCAUUAAAUUGAUGGUAAUUUACAACUCGAAUACAAUGUGUAUGUAUUGUUCAGAAGCCACAAAAGCGGCCUGCGAAAGCGCUUUUCAAAAGAAAUCGUAUUUGGUGUUUGCAUCAAGAGAAAAUUCGGACGGUUUACUGCUGGAGGUAUUAUUUUUGAUGUUCGAUGUCGUUUUAUAUUCCGCCAUUUUAUCCUUCAUCAAUAUCGGAUAUAUGCGUUAUUGGUUCAAUUCUUUGAAAAAUCGCAUGUUCGGAACCUUCACCACCAAUCCGGAUAAAGGCGAUUUCGACGUGCAACAAGAGUACAACAAAGUUCAACAGUAUAAAGAAGAUAGAUCGAACUAUGUUUUAAUGUCGAAACGCCAAAAGAAAAUAAUGAAAAAAAGCAAAUUAUCCGAUACGGAAAUGAGUGAAAAUGUUCCGCUGCGAGGAGGAAAUCAAGCUUCUUUGCUGGUGGAUGGAUUACGUAAAAAUUAUCUCAACUGGCUGAAACCGUUUACCGCUGUUUCUGAUGUGAAUUUCGUCGUCGAACCUGGAGAAUGUUUCGGUCUGUUGGGAGUUAACGGAGCCGGUAAAUCUACAACGUUCAAAAUGUUGACAGCUGAACUUGUACCUACCUUAGGGGAUGCUUAUAUUGAAACAAUUAAAUUGAGUGCUAAUAAAAUGCAGUAUUUAUCGAUGGCCGGAUAUUGUCCCCAAACCAACUGUUUCAUCGAAGAAUUGACCGGUAGAGAAAUGUUGAGCAUGAUUGCUACCAUGAGAGGCGUUUUUGAAAACGAAAAUAAAGUUCUAGUCGAUAAAUGGAUCAAUAUUAUAGGAUUGGAGGAAUUCCAAAACCAAAGAUGUGGCACUUACAGUGGAGGCAAUAAGCGAAAAUUAUGUACAGCGAUGUCAUUGAUAGGAGAUCCUAGAGUGGUUUUCUUGGACGAACCUACCAGCGGAGUGGACCCAGUUUCUAGACGUAAUUUGUACGACGUUAUGGGACAAAGUAAAGAAGCUGGACAAGCUGUGAUUUUGACUUCUCAUAGUAUGGAGGAAUGCGAAACACUAUGCGAUCGAUUGACGAUAAUGGUUUCCGGUGUGAUGAAAUGUAUAGGAACUACUCAACAUUUGAAGAAACAAUACGCGCAAGGAUUUUCGGUGUUGAUGAAAAUUAGAGACAUUCCAAAUUUCGACGAAGAAAUAGCUGCAUUAAAAGAAACCAUGUUGGAGAUAUUUACGACGGAAUAUUGUAUUCUAAAAGACGAGCACAGGGGGUUGCUGUAUUACCAAAUAAAAGAUACCUCUUUACCUUGGUCAGCCCUGUUUGAAAAAAUGGAAACUUUAAAGCAACGUCAUCACGAGUUGGUUGAAGAUUACAUUCUUACUGAUACUACUUUAGAGGAAGUUUUCAUCUCAUUUGCCAAAGAAUGCGCGUAUACGAAUAAGAAUUGAGAGUGAUUUGUUUUUUUCGGCCCGGUAAAUAAUAUUACGACAUGUCCACAUCGAGCUUUAUUUUCAUUUGUAUAUGUACAAUUUUUUUUAUUGAAACUUUACUUUUGUAAAUUAUAAGUACGCAUUAGUCAAGGGUAGAUCCCUUUCACGGUAUUGUUACCCUUUUGAUGCACACUAACAAAGUGAUUUAUUCAAUAAUUCCUAUUUUUGUAAUUUCUAUCUGAUAAUAUUUUCUAUGCGAGUGUUUACAUUUAUCUUUUUUAAUUACGGAGGUGGUUAAACCUCGAACUGUGAUAUGUACUCAUUGAGUGAGUACGGAAUUGUACCAAUGUACUUAAUCUGCUUUUGAGUAGAUUUCAUUAUUUUAUUAUUACGUUUUUGAAAAACAGCAUUUGUUCGAGUUUCAGAGAAAUUUAAAUCAUGAUAAUAAUUUAUUUUAGAAAAAUGUUUUGUACUUUAACUUCUGAUUGAUUAAAUUAUUAUAAAUUAAGGUUUAAACUGAUGUAAGUGUUUCGUUGCAUUUAUCUAUUUUUUUUCAAUCCUAGCUGAUUUCCUUUCGAUGCUUGUUAUUUAUUUUUUUUAAAUUAUUCGCGUUUGAAAGAGCAUUUUAUUACCUAUUUAUUUUAUAUCAACUUUCUUUUGAAAUUGUGAAAUUAUAAUACAAUCUUCAUUUUAAUUCUAUCACGUGUAUUUGUGCGAUGAAUUACAUUAUUUUGUACUUACGUUGUAUGUAAAUAUCGUUGAUGAUGUAGAUCUCUAGACGCUGGUGACAAUACGAUUUUAAAAUCGAAUUUCUUCUGUUUUUACGUUUGAUGUACGCUGAGAUGGCAACUUUUUUUAAUCGAAAAAUCCUCCAUGAAAAAUGCCGUAAAAUAAGUUGCCUACUCAGUUCGCCGUAAAUACGCUUUAUUAAAAUAAUGAAAUUGACGUCAACCAAUUUUGCAUGUGUUUGUUUUUUGUUCUAACUAAGAAAAUAUUGGCUACGUAAUAUUAUCUGGAAAAAAUCACUUUCGCUUUCUUGUUCUUUA
Messenger RNA from Planococcus citri (citrus mealybug), 6452 nucleotides. RefSeq names its product phospholipid-transporting ATPase ABCA1-like. The record is from RefSeq and is a predicted model, not a curated record. Gene Ontology annotation, cellular component: membrane; intracellular membrane-bounded organelle. Gene Ontology annotation, molecular function: ABC-type transporter activity; ATP hydrolysis activity; lipid carrier activity. NCBI's taxonomy places the organism in Eukaryota, Metazoa, Arthropoda, Insecta, Hemiptera, Pseudococcidae. The transcript has 28 exons. Gene Ontology annotation, biological process: lipid transport; transmembrane transport. Bases 439 to 5424 code for a protein of 1661 amino acids.